GGAGGAGAGAAGACAGGAGAGUGAGCUUGAACUGUGGGUCUAAGUGUGAAUUCCUGACAGUCUGUCUGACAGCAGCUAUAAAACCUGCUGGAGUGAGCGGAGCAAGCAGUGAAUGGGGAAGGCAGCUCUGGUGCUAGGAGAAAGGACAGGUAGACUCACUGCCAGAUAUAAGACAGAUACAACUGCCCUCUAUUUAGACUGUAACUUGCCAUUCAGCCUGCCCUGUGUGUGCCAAGCAACCCUUGCCAGACUGAAGUAACUUGAAGCUUGUAUUUGUGUGAGUUUGAGGCUACCUUUGGCCCUGCCAUUCAGCAGAGUAUCUGACAUUAUUCCCCUGAAACUCAUACUGCCACUAAGAUUGUCAGCCCAGUGGUCAACCGUUUGCACCUCUUCUGACCGGUGUCCUGCUCUGGCCACUGAACCACCAGUCACACUGGGAAUAUCACCAGCAGCCCAAGACCCCACCAGACUCUUCCAGUCAUGAGAAUUACUAAGCGGAGCUGGAAGUCACUCCUUUUUGUCAGAAAAAGCCUUGGUCCUGCAUGGAUAUUUUUUAUUUUAAUUGGAAACAUUGCUUUUACUGUAACACAGGACACCUCUCAGACUUCCAAUAGCCUGGAAGAAGGGGCAGAUAUAACGACAUUCUGGUGGGGUGAAUGGACCAAAUGGACUGCUUGUACACGGACCUGUGGAGGAGGAGUCAAGUCACAAGAAAGACACUGCCUCAGGCAAAGGAGGAAAUCCUUGAGUAGUGCCGCAAACAAAACCUGCACCGGAACCUCUAAACGAUACCAGCUUUGCAAAGUUCAGGAGUGCCCGACCAACGGGAGAAGUUUCCGAGAGGAGCAAUGUACGUCGUUUAAUUCCCAUGUGUACAACGGAAAAACCUAUCAGUGGAAACCACUGUAUCCUGACGACUACGUGCACAUCUCCAGCAAACCUUGCGAUCUCCAGUGCACCACCACCGACGGGCAGCGGCAGCUCAUGGUCCAAGCCAGAGAUGGGACGUCUUGCAAGUACAGCGAGUACCGAGGGGUUUGUGUGUCUGGAAAAUGUGAGCCAAUUGGAUGCGACGGAGUCCUGUUCUCCACCCACACCCUGGAUAAAUGCGGGGUUUGCCAGGGAGACGGGAGCAGCUGCACUCACGUCACUGGGAAUUACAGAAAAGGAGCUUCCCAUCUUGGUUACUCCUUAGUAACGCACAUUCCUGUCGGGGCGAGAGAUAUUCAAAUUGUGGAGCGCAAGAAAUCUGCGGAUGUCCUAGCCGUGGCUGACGAAUCGGGAAACUUCUUCUUCAACGGGAACUACAAAGUCGACAGCCCGAAAAACUUCAUCAUCGCGGGGACGGUGUUCAAGUACCGGCGGCCCAUGGACGUGUAUGAGACGGGAAUCGAGUACAUAGUUGCCCAAGGGCCGACCAACCAAGGUCUCAACAUCAUGGUGUGGAACCAGAACGGGAAGAGCCCAUCGAUUACUUUCCAAUAUACCCUGCAGCAGAAGCCCCACGCCAGGGUCGCCCAGCCCGUCUACUACACCUUCUCCGACUCCGCCAGCGAGGAGAGCAAAGAGUCGGAGGAUGGGGCCCCCCGCAAUAGCAGCCACUAUAGCCCCGGGCCCAAGGGGAGGCUGAGGAGCAACGUUCUGGGCUUCCCUCGGCACGGGCCGGCCGGGCAACAAAGCCCCGUCAAGGGGCAAGAGACCAAUGAGGUGUAUGAGGGAGGGGAGAUCAUGGACUGCAAGAAAAAGGGCAAAGGCAAAACCACGAAAGAACUAAAUGCCAACAGGACGACUCAACUGGCAGAAACCGGAGACCAAGACUCCACUUACAACUUCAACUCCAAGGAAGUCCUGUCUGGCAACGCCAUUAUGAACCCGCCGGCCGGCAAAGCGUCGGACUCCAGGGAAAGCUUCCCCAACAUGACGAGGGGCUUCCUCUUCUCCCAGCGGGACCCCCUAAACUCCGUAGAACCCAAUCUAGAAACUCUGUAUAUUGACUACGAGGACAGUGACGACGCGGCGCCGUAUGAUCUAAAUGUCACCUUCCUGGAGCUGAGCGUCGAGCGGACAAACAACACUUCUGCCGAGACUCCGCUGAGCAACGCCAACGUUUCCUCCGGGGGCUCAUCCGCAAACAAGACGCAGAAAGUGAGAUUGAAAUUACUGCGGAAGGUGCAGGGGAUGAGCGCCGCGGAUAUGUACCGCUGGAAACUGUCCUCCCACGAGCCGUGCAGCGCCACGUGUACCACAGGAGUCAUGUCCAGCUACGCCAUGUGUGUGCGAUACGACGGGGUGGAGGUGGACGAUACCCACUGCGACGCCGUGACCCGUCCUGAGCCGGUGCACGAGUUCUGUGCGGGGCGGGAGUGCCAGCCAAGGUGGGAGACCAGUAGCUGGAGCGAGUGCUCAAGAACCUGCGGGGAGGGGUACCAGUUCCGCAUCGUGCGAUGCUGGAAAAUGAUCUCUCCGGGCUUCGAUAGUUCCGUCUACAAUGACUUAUGCGAGGCUGCUGACAUCACUAGGCCAGACGAGAAGAAGAUAUGCCGGAACCCAGCGUGUGGGCCCCAAUGGGAAAUGUCCGAAUGGUCCGAGUGCUCGGCUAAAUGCGGGGAAAGGAGCGCGGUUACAAGGGACGUUCGCUGCUCCGAAGACGAGAAGUUGUGCGACGUAAACACCAAACCCCCUUCGGAGAAGAACUGCACCGGCCCCUCGUGUGACCGCCAGUGGACUGUGUCUGAUUGGGGACCUUGCAGCGGAAGUUGCGGCCAAGGGAAGAUUAUCCGGCAUGUCUACUGCAAGACCGGGGAUGGGAGAGUCGUGCCGGAAUCCCAGUGCAACGCCAACACGAAGCCGCUAGCCAUUCAUCCCUGCGGGGAUAAGAACUGCCCCUCUCAGUGGGUGAGCCAGGACUGGGAAAGGUGCAACACGACUUGCGGCCGGGGAGCGAAACAACGCGUCGUCCUCUGCCUAGAAGUGGCCAACGGCAAAGUGAAGACCCGCGGCGCCAGCGACUGCGAUCUCGCCAAGAAACCCGCCGAAGAGACCACCUGCUUUGAGAGGCCGUGUUUCAAGUGGUACACUACCCCCUGGUCAGAGUGCAGCAAGACGUGCGGCGUGGGGGUUCGGAUGCGAGAUGUCAAGUGCUACCAGGGGACGGACAUUGUGCGCGGCUGUGACCCUCUAGUGAAGCCUGUGGGGAAACAAACCUGUGACUUGCAGCCGUGUCCCACGGACCCACCGGAUGACAGCUGCCAGGAUCAGAUCGGGACCAACUGCGCUCUGGCAAUCAAAGUUAACCUGUGCAGCCACUGGUAUUACAGCAAAGCCUGCUGCCGAUCUUGCCGCUCCAGCCCCUCCUAGUGGGGGGUACGACAGCCAUUUUACAGGGGUAACUUCUAUAUACCUAGCGGCAGCAAGCCCCAGGGACAAAGGGGGGACGCAUCGAGCAAAUAUGGGGAAUAAGGGAGGAAAAAAUUAAACAAAAUGGCCGCCGUGACGGAUUCCGGCAUCAUUAUGUGCCAAUCGGAACCAGAAAUAUAGAACCCAACCCUGAAUUAUUCAUCCCGCAUUAUAGUUAAUAUAUUCCAGAGAAUUCAGUCUUCGUAUUGCGACUGUUUAUUCAAUAUAUGUUUGGCCAUGGUUUGGGGGACACCCUGAGAAUACUGUUUGGAAAAUACUGUAUAUUGCUUUAGUUAUUGGACUCUACACAAAUAAACAUUCCUAGUUUGGUUGUGGGACCAAGAGGGAGGCUGAGCUUCUGGGUCGGCCAACGUUGGGCGGGGUUCUGACGGUGUAACUUGACGCUACCUCUGUAAGCAAGUGCAAUUAGACAGGGCAUAUUUGUAUUUAUACAUAUGGGUAGGGGGUGCCAUAGUGUUUCCCUUAGACAGUACA
Molecule: messenger RNA, 3891 nt
Organism: Xenopus tropicalis (tropical clawed frog)
Lineage: Eukaryota; Metazoa; Chordata; Amphibia; Anura; Pipidae
Gene: adamtsl2
Product: ADAMTS like 2
Exons: 19
Coding region: 481-3357 (958 amino acids)
Biological process (GO): extracellular matrix organization
Cellular component (GO): extracellular region
Source: RefSeq, a predicted model, not a curated record